Pyrenophora tritici-repentis Pt-1C-BFP is the source of this 885-nucleotide messenger RNA. NCBI's taxonomy places the organism in Eukaryota, Fungi, Ascomycota, Dothideomycetes, Pleosporales, Pleosporaceae. The record is from RefSeq and is a predicted model, not a curated record.
AUGCCCUCACCACAGCCAAGCAUCUCCUCCCCAGGAUCAUCAACCUCCUCAGCAUCUACUUCAUCCAUUUCCCCAGCACCCAGAGGCGGACGCACCCGCGUCUCCGCAGAGCACACUCUAAACCGGGUGCGCGAGAACCAGCGGCGACACCGGGCCCGACAGCGCGACCACGUCGCCUCGCUAGAGCAAAAGCUCGCAGAAACCGAAGCUUUGCUCGCCGAGGCACGCGCUGAAAUUGCGAGUUUGAAAGAGCAGCAUAGCUUGUGCGUUAAGCAGCAACAGCAAGUUGUUGUUGAUGAGGGUGUGGUGGAGCGGUCGUAUGUGAAUGUUGAAGAUGGUGGAGUUGACGGUGGUCACAUGAGUUUGGAUAUCGACGUUGUAUCUGCACUACCAUUAUCACUGCCUCUAUCAUCGCCGUCGCUGUCAGACACACAAACACAAACACAAACACAAACACAACCACCACACUCUUCCUCAUCAACAAUCCCAUCCUACGACAUCCCCUACCUCACCUCCCCCACCCCAUUCUACCUCCCCAACUCCCUUUCCCUAUCCCUCUCACCCAGCCUCUCCCCUAUCCCCACCCCAUCCACAGGCCCACCUCCCUGCUGCACCGACCCAGACCCAACUCCCCUCUCCCUCUCCCCACCAGACCCCGAAUGCACAACCUGCAAAACCCGCCCACCGCCUUCCCCCACGGAAUCAACCACCCUCUGCGCACAAGCCUACGUCAUGAUUAGCCAGCAAAACUUCCGCAACUUGGACCCGGAUAUCAUUCGUUUGUGGUUGGCGCAGGGGUUGAGGCGCGCGCAGAGGGAGGGCGAGGGGUGCAGGGUGGAGAAUGGGGCGUUGAUGCGGUUGUUGGAUUUUAUUAGUGGGGUGUAG